UACAUGUGUAUGUAUUUACAGAUAUACUUUACAAUCUGUAAGGCUACUCCUUCUCAAAAAGUUUAUUUUGGACAAGGAUUAUCAAAUCAAUACUGGGGUUUUUUUGUUGGUUUUUUUGGGUUUUUUGGGGUUUUUUUUGUUUUUUUUUCAUUUGUUAGGGUCUUCCUUUUUCUUCUUCAAAAAGGAAAAAGAAAAAAAAUAAUGAAGAACAAGGGGAGGAGAAAAUGGAGGAUCUUCCCACCAUAUUUUACUUGCUGUGUACAUGAAUGCUUUCAGUAAUGUCUCUGAAAAAUUUGAGAAUAUAACUACUUGCUCCCAAAAUUCCCCAUGUAAAAUUAGCAAUAUGGAGCCAUUUAAAAGGCAGCUCUUUUUCUCAUAUUAUUUCCCUUUGAAUAGUCAAGUGCACAUCCAAGCUACAGCCACUGAAGAACAAUUCCAAGUUGCAAGCAAACAUGGUGUGUCAGCUGUGCAUUUUUCCUGUUUGUAAGGAAUAAAAAUCACAAAUGUGAAAUGAAACAUAGCUGAGAGGCACCUGAGUGCAGAUCCAAAGGCAGAAUCUGCCUUGGCUCCAUUUCAGCACAGACAGUGGGAAAACUUAAAUCUACUCGUGAGUCCUGAGAUCUUUAACUCUCUCAGGUUAGCAAAUGUAUCUAAGGGAAGAGGCAGGAAUAACUAAUUCCCAAGUGAUUUUAAUGAUUCAUGCUCCCUAAAAGAAGGAGCCAUGGGAAAUAUGCCUGAGCAUCACUAUUUUGUUGUGUGCUGUAGGAUGUUUGUUUAGUGAAAUGGCUUUGCUAAUAGAUUCGUUAAUCAGUCAUUUCCCAAAUAAAAUAGAAAGUGCAACACAGCACUCCUUUAGUUUGGUCUUCUGUAAAAUUAAAUGCCUCAUUUGUGUCUCUUAUCUAGGAAAGAACAAUAGACCAAAUAAUGACCAAAGCCUUCAGACCCUCUGAGGGUCUUUUGAUUUUAAGGUAUAAGGACUGCAUGAGCUUGCUGCUGCUUCUUUUUCAGGGUUUGUGAUAGAAAACCUUUGCUGUAUUCUCUCCUCCUGCCCUCUCUGUCUCUCAGCUCUCAAGUGAUACAGGGCCACAACAUAAGACACCUCAGGUAAAUGUUGCAACCAGUUGAUGUGAUACAGGGGGUAUUUUCUGUCUGGUAGGUAGAAAUAUACAUUUCCUUUGCUCCACAUUUGUGUGGAACAAAAUACCCUGCUUUUUAAUGAUUGUUUGCUAGGGUAAGGUUGGAAGUUUGUCCCCAGAACCAGUUUGGUUUUUGGCAUCUCCCUUGUUAGUGUGUGCAGUGCUGCCGCUUAAUGCUCAUUCAGGCAGUGGAUUUGCAUUCUGGUUCUUGGCCUAAAGUGGAUUGAGAUUCAUAAAAAAUAAUCUCAAAUCACAAAGCCACCAUGGGAGGCUUAUAGCUUCUGUGACUAUCUCACUUGGGCUAGAUUUGAAUCAGCAAUCAGGAGGUGAAUGGUUUUGUUCUUAUCCCACUGCCAAUUUCCUGAACUAACAUAAUCUGAGUGUGUGUCACAAAACUUUGUUUUCCAAUUGAAUGCAUCCAUCCUUUAAAAACAGGUUAAAAUUAAGAAACAAAAUGUAAAGGAAAUUUAACAUCCAAAAAAUACAGAACAGUGCUCAGGACUUUAAAAUAUAUGUAAACAUCAGUUCCUGCCAAGUUAGUCAUUACUAAGAGUUGUUAACACGGGGGAUUGAUUGAGAGAAUGAUUGUUGCUGUGGAAUGAUGAUUUAAUAAGAGAAAAAUCUGAUAGAUUUGACAUGCUACAUAAAAUGUGCAGAAUGGUUAUUCUUUGGUAAAUUGCAACUUUCGGUUAUACCCUGUACAGAUGUGUUUGUUCUGUGCCUAGCCACAUUCCCCUUUUUUUCCUGUUAUUCUCUUGAAUUGCUAGAAAGCAUUGGUGUUCACCAUUGUUACACAUUUCACCCAGAAAAACAUACACAGCCCUCAUUUUACUUCCUCUUCUUGCCUUCUCUCACCCCUUUGCCUGGCCCGUAGUCACCUACCUCCUCUGGUGUUCAGUAGAGCACUGCACAAUGUCCUGCUCUCCAUCUUUAGAAGGUGUCUGCCAGGAGCUGGGCUUGAUUUCCUCUUUGCUAGCACUGCCUUCACAUGCACUGUUCUGGCUGAUGAUUAUUUAUCUGCCACUUAGUCCUAACAAAAUGCUUAGUGCUUUGUAAGUCAGAGAAUGAAGGCUGUUGCAGCUCAAGGAAGUCAUACAGGACAAGAAGAUGAAAGAGCCCUUUUAUUAUUCCCUUCUUUACUGACAGGCUGUACUCUGUCCUUCCAUUUUUCAGCAAUAAUUUAUGAGAGGUUGGUUUGUUUUUUAAAAUCUGAAAUGACCAGUGCCUCUGUGAAGAUCCUAUUACAAGUGCUGUUGGUGUCUUUGGUCUUCUGUAAAGCCUAGUGGUUCAUGCAGCCAUGCCCAAAUAAUAGUGAUCACCUUGAUCUGAGCUAUUGCUGGGCCCCUUUUCUGCAGAUAGGGGAGGCUGGUGUCAGAGGCUGGCCACAAAUGGCCUUUGGCUUGCCUUGAGAAAAUGUAGGGCUAGCCCUCGUGCUUGUGCUCUAUGAAUAAUAAUAAUAAUAAUAAUAAAGAAUCCUAGAGUCUGAUUACAGCAAAUAAAUUCCAUAACACCCUCUGCAUUAUAUUGGUUGUGCCAAAGAGCGUAACAUAAAAUGACUGAGAACAACAGCAAUUCAAAACAGCAGCACACAAUGGUGUAAUUGGACCCCAAGCACAUAAAAAUAACGGUUUAAAAGAAAGGAAAAAAAGGCAAAAAUGGGACCAUGGAGUGGUAUCAGGGACAGUGUCAUGAAACUGUGGUAAGAUGCAUGAGCCUAGUAGAAAGAAAAAGAAGGGGUGGGGGGUGAGUUACUUAUGAAUCAGUACAACUGUGCUUUGUUCUGCAUGAGUGUUUUAAUAGAGCAAGUGUAAUAUAAGGAUCAGGUGGGCUCGUGGGAAUGGAACAAAAGGUUUUGUAAAAUUAAAGCAAAAUAAUUAUAGCUCUAGGUGUAGAGUGAGCACACUCCAGCAGUUGAUAGCAGGAACCUGCUCAGAAUGGAGAAGGAGGGAGGGAGGAAGAUGCAGUUGCAAAGGUUUUUGGUUUGCCUUUUUUUUUAAAUCCAUGCAUACACAUGGACAUGUACAGACAUACAUGUGCACAUAUAGUGCAAACAGAUUCAUACAUGUACGGUAACCAAGACUUUAAAUCAAUUGCAGUUUAUGCAGCUUUAGAAAUCACUAAUAGACACCUUCAAAAAUGCAUUAAAAUGAAAAAUUGAGGAAUAGUCUCAAAUGAAUUAAUUAACAAAAAAAAGGAGUAAUACCAGCAGAACAUUGCUUUCUGAAGGAAUAAAGGACUAAAGUAAAAAACAGAGACUGUCAUAUGACAUGGGAGAUGUUCUUGCUGUAAAAGCCCAGCGAUGAAUAUGUGCAGAGUGGCCAGUAUACUAAUAAAGCCAACUCAAAGUCCCAGCAAUGAAUGUGAUCGUAGGGGGUUCACAAGAAAGCUGUCAGCAGUGCUUUGUGUUACAGAAACUCCCAUAUUUGGGCAGAGCAUUCUGCUGUGCUCUUGUGCAGAAAAAGCUGUUUCCUACCUGAAUUUUGGAGCAAUUUUACGAGCAAGGUGGGAGCUUGGUUGAUCACCAGGUGGCUUCCCUGGUGCUUUUUCUUUACUCCUGUGUAUGUACCAAAGUGCAUGUGGAUUCUGUAUAAAAGCAGAAAACAAAACAAAAACCUGAGAAAGAGUCCUGACCCACCAUGCACUUUCUUUCUAAGUUGUUGUCCUCAAAAUGUAAUUAAAGAGAAGAUGUCCGGGACGCAGGGAUGGAGAAAGCCUGCACUCAGGUGUGCAUUCUUCUCCUUCUGUCAUGUUAGUCUCACAGUGUUCAGAACUUGUUCCUAUUUUGGGCAAUGAAUUCCAAAUAAAUAUUUUUAUUAUUAUUUGUAGAUAUGCUGAAAGAGAAAGAAGUAGUGAAUUUUAGCACCAGCCCCAUUGACUCCCCAUAGCACCUGUGGGUUAGGAUGUGUUUCCUUUCAUUUACACACUGCUGCAUGGAAUGUUAUAAGGAAUAUGAGCAACCACCAGUGAUAAAAGGAACAUAAAGUGAGAAACUGGUCUUGUUACAGCACUCAAAUCACUUCCCUUCCACGGUAGAUGGUGUCUGAUGGGCAAGACGAUUGCACCUCAUUGUGGUGCAGUUUGUGGAAAGAAGGUUCAGCGUAGCCCACAGAACUGUAGUUGCAGGCACAGCUACUACAGAUGGCUGGUGUGCAAGAUAAGGUCUUGGCAAGGGAGGGGGACAAUUAGCCUGCCUCCCACUACAUUUCCCCUUAUUCUGUAGUCAGAUUUCCCUCAUUCAGGGUUUGUUCAGGGUAAUUGUUCACAGACAAUAUAUUUUUGUGCUCACAGUGCAAUCAGAGGCUGUUCUCACUUGAAGCGGGGCACAUCUCUUAGGUAGCGCUUUCUGCCAGAAUGUGGAGGCUGAGAUCAGAGUGAAGCUUUAUGAGCUCCAUUUGGUGCUUUUUACUUCCGUCUUGUUUCUCUCUCUGCAGGGGAUGUGAAACUAGAUUUGUCCUGUUUCCACAGCAGGGUUUUGGUUUAUUUUGUUUUUCCAAAGCAUUUCAUUCGGUGGCGCAAAUCCAGAGGAGAGUGUGUUGCAGAGAUGGAUUUGAAUGUCAGACAGAAAGAGUUGUGUUUAAUAAACUCUUUGUUGUAAACUAUAGAAACUUGAGAGCAGGAGGCCCCUGUUUAAUACAAACAUUCCGUGGCUAAAUUAUCACUCUAAGUAUUUGCCCUGAAAUUUAAAGAGCAGUGAGAUGAGGUAGCUUUGCUAAAAUGGAUGUUUAUGAGGUCUGACGCUCAAAUUUGAAAUUCUUUGGUUCUGGUUCCCCUCUCAAACUCUUUCCACCUUCCAUCUGCCUUUGUCUUUUCGUUCAGAGGUGGCUGCCUAAUAGAACUGAGUGGAAUGUAGAACUAGUUAAAAUGAAAUUCGAAAAACCAACAAAAAGCCCCACUAAAAAUAAAAUCAGAAGAAAAAUAAACAACAAAGUUUUAUAGGCUUUUAGAGGAAAAAAAAAGGAAAAAAGAUGUUUUAGUAGUAUGAUACAGUGCUUGAAGAUGACAGCCCCACAUGCAAAUAGCAGAACAUGUAGCUCCCAUUAUGUAUGCCACUACUGCUUAUCUCCUCUGCUCCCCUGCUUUUGAAAUCUCUUUUCUGUAUCACAGCACAAGCUACCUAUCCGUGUUGAUCUCAUUCUGAAGUGUUUUGUCAACAUGAGCCUAUUAUGAAAUUAAAGGUCAGUAAAAGGCCAGGCAUUCAUUGGGGUAAGCACUGCGUGCUGGAAAGGGAGGGGUCAAGAGUGCCUCAUCCCAUCCCAAGCUUUCAGAUGUGCCUCGUGUGCGUGUUCCUGUUUGGGAGCAGAGACACUGUAAAGCUUCAGUCGACCCCUCAUUCACAGCAAGACACAAUAUGCCAGUAUCUGUCACAUUCCAGGUCCUUGAAACACUAUUGAAGUCAGAGAAUUCAAAGUCCCAGAUUCUUGGCUUCUUUUGAGAUCGCCGUAUUUUCUUCCUUGCCAUUCUAGUAAAUCCGACAUACAUACAUGCACAUGCAUACUUGUGUAGACGUACUGACAUCUUUCCAGAGCAUGAAAUUCAAAAAAGGGAACAAAAGCAUGGGUUUUUCCCCUUGUCCUGUCACUUUCUGACAAAAAAAAAAAAAAAAAAAAAAAAAAAAAAAAAAAAAAUCCUUCAUAAGUUGUUUAUAUUCCAGCUUAUUUUCUUCCAUUCACUCUUUGCUGAGAGCAAAGCAUAAAGGAUUAAGACAAGAGCAGCCCUGCGUAUCUGUAUUCCUAUAUUAUAUUUACAUAUAAUAUCCAUUAUUUAGAUAAUAAAACCUGUUCUAAAUUGCACUGAAGAAAAGGUAGUAUUUCCACUUUUGCUCGGAAAGACCUGGUGCAGCACUGCUCACAUUUCCCUGCUUUUCCUCUAUCUAUUUUGGAAUUUGAUGAGCAAUAGCAUAUAAGCAUCAGUCAAGUCUGCAGUCUCUCCCUUUGCUCUUUUGUCCGAUUAUCCUUUUCCUAGCCUGUAGGAGAAUGAGUCUAAUCUGGCUGGAGAAUUUGCACCCUGAUUUUCUCACACGGCACAUGAAGUUUUUUAGAUAACAGUAGGGACAAUUUCUGGUCCUAUUGAAGUUGUUGGCAGCUCUCCAGAUGAUUUGUUGUAAGAUUUGGCCUUGAGAAAAAGGAUCAGUCACACUCAUCUCCUUUUAAUUCUGAACUAGAAUGACCCAUAUCACUGCCCACUGAUGGCUGCCUAGGAUACUAGCAGUGAAAUUUUGGAAAACGAUCAAAAGUUCAAAUAUAUGCAAGAAUGCAUGAAACCCACUGUCUAAGAGACCAGAGAGAAUACAGUUCACCACAGCAAAAUAUGUGUUUAAAUAGAAACAAAUAAAACUCGAAGAUUGAUAUGAAAGAGAUCUAUAUCGAUUUUAUUAUUUUUCUAUAUAAAGUCAAUUUAGGAUGAGGUUUGGGACAGUUCUCUCAACUUACGUAUGUGUUUUUCUGUUGUUUCUAAAAUCUUUUGAUUGCAGAGCACUGUAAAUGAUGCAAAACAAAGUCUCUUUUCCAAGUUCCCUACAGUGAGCAACUUAAGAGCAUUUAGUUUUAGUGUGUAUUAGGACUUCGUGUCCUCAGAGAACAGAUCCUGCCCCUUUGAUCUCUAGAUAUAAAAAUCACUGUUUCCCAGUUCUUACAGAAGAUCACUGGGGCCCCAGAAAUGUGCCAUGAAGAUGCAGAAUAAGGAUCCCGCAGCUCCAGUCCAUUUCCAGCAUUGCUGUUGCUUCUUGUAUGUUUUGAAAAAAAAUAUUAGUGAUCUCCAGUAAUCCCCAUUUCUGAAAUUAAUUUAAAACUACUUAUAUAACUUAGCAACAUGCCUUAGGGAAGGGAAAAAAUAAUUUUAAAGAAACAGUCAUACUCUCUAAAUUUUUUAUCAUAAUUUCUUUUAUGUGUUUAUGUGUGCAGGUAGUCUGCAAAAUAAAUUUACAGGCAUAUAAUUCUGUAUGUCUGUAUCCUGUGCAGUGGCCCUUCCUGUGGGAAAGGAGUUGAUCUAAACCAACAUUCAAACUCAACGAUUUUCUCUGUCUUUUGGAGGGAAGGAGAGGUAGGGAGUCAAAAUACAAGAUUUCGUUACAAUACAGGUCUGUCUGCUGCUGAAAGCAUUUCUCUAGCAUGUUGCUAUCUAGAGUUUUCCCUUUCAAAAUUUCUAGUAGGAGGUGAAUUUUCCAGUUGGUUUGACUCUGCUGUUAAAAAAGCCAAGCUGAUUUUUUUUUUCUUUGAUUAAGUGAAUAAAAUGUUAAGGGUAGUUAAGCCAAGGAGAGUUUUAAAUCCUGUUGAUUUUUUUUUCUCAGUUCCUAAUCUGGUAAACAAACUGCUUGCAUCUAUCUUUGCAGAGAUAAUUUAAAACCACUGUGCUGAAAGUAUAGUGUAAAAACACCAGUUUUCACUUCAGAGACAAAAACACUCCGAUGACCUUCAAACCUCGUGUGUUAACCUAGCAAGUGAAAAAUCAUGUUUUUCAUUAUUUCUGUUACCUCAAGGUUACUUCGGGGCUAAGGUUUCCUAUGAAGAUCAAACAGGAGGUUUCUUCCUGUCUUGCACAUCCUUACGUACGCGCAGAUUAUGCCCUCUGUGAAAAUACUAAACCGCAGACGCUGUGGCCUUGAAGCUGGAGGGAGGAUUGCUCGGUGUUAUUAAGGCUCUGAUCAGCAGACCAGACCGGGAUCCGGCUGCUCCUGUCUGGCUCAGUAACCUUGGAAAAGUCAAUAAUAUACUUGUGCCCACAUCCCCCAGCUGUAAAAGGAAGGGGAUGCUCUUUCCCUGCUGCAGAGGUACUUUGGGGGUAAAGCUGCUCUCUGAAACCGAUGGUGAGCACGGAAACGUGCAUGUGGAUCGGGUUGCGAGCCCGUGCCACAGUGCUGGGUUUUUCUGACAGCACAUGGUCCUGAAGAUCCCCCAAACAUGGUCCAUGCUUCCAGAAAAUUCCAACAGGCCUCUCCACUCCUUCCCAAGCACACCUUGCAGCAGCUGCUUUGGGAAAUGUCCACAUCUCCCUCCCUAUUGCGUAGGGCUCUUGGCACAGAGGGGGCUUCUGUGCGGGAUGCUCCUCUCCCCCCGUGUCGUGUACUCCUCUCACCCUUGCAGGACAGUGAGUGAGCUUGCCCGGCCUGGCUCAGCCGGAGUGUUUGAUAGCCUUUGCAGAGUGAAAGUGGUUGUUUCAGAGCAGCAGUGCAGAGCUGCUUCUGUGAUACAUUAUCUGCAAGUGCUGAUGUCCCUGAUACAUUUCUUUUUACAUGUUUCGCUGCAUCCUUGUUCACACAGGCUGAUCAUAUGUGCCCCAGAUACAAACAGGAAGACAAAGUUUCCAGUUCCAUCUGCUGCAGUCUAGAACGAUUUUAUCCAGCAUUCACUGGGGGAAAGCAAUUCUGAUUUAAAUGGCACAUAAGCUGAGCAUUAUUAGUCUGAUAGGGUAAACUAUUACAGGUUUUUUCCUCAUGGGUUUUUAUAUUUGAGCUGGAAAUAACUGUGCUGCAUGAACUCUAAGUGGAAAUGUAUUAAAAAAAAAAAAACAAAAACAAAAAAAAAAAAAAAAAAAAAAAAAAAAAAAAAAAAACCCAGAAAACUUUUGAAAUAGCAGAGGCUGGAACUUCACAUCAGUGAUGUCUGCUUGUUGAAUCUCCCCAAAAUGAUUCUUCUACCAAAAUACCUGGCUAGCUCUUCUCCACCAACUUUCAGCAGAGGUGGGCAGGAAAUCCCAUUAAAAAACCCCAAAAAACAAAACCACAGCCAAAAAUAUGCAACUCCCUUGGAGCCAUCACUGUUUGGAAAUGAACAGUUAACAAAUGCAACCUUUUCACUGAUGCCCUAAAUUCCUUUGUCACUUAGUAACAGCCUGCACAAAGUGCACCUCCACGCCUGACCUAAGUUACAUCAUAUUGCCUUGUUGUGGAAUAAUCUAUUGUUGAAUGUGUACAGAAAUUUAGUUGUAAGAUCCAAGAUAUUAUAAUGAAUAAUUACAUUUUUUUACUAAAUAAAUGACAAGGUUUAUUUAGUGAAAAUACCGUGUCAGUGCAGAAAGCAAAAUAAAAAAUAAGUUCACAUGCUGUGCUAGGAUUGAGAGACGUGUCACUGCGUACCUUUAUAGCUUCCUAACACUGCUAAUGGGAAUAGUGAUAACCUUUAUCUCCCCACUGGGCUGCAGGAGACCUUGGUGUCUGCCAGGAGACAGCUUUCCAGCGGAAAGCUUUCCUACAGUAAGCUGGUUCUAACUAAUCAUCUUGUCAGUCCUCCCUGAGGCAUCGCCGCCUUGGGGCAGGCUUGGGGCAAGUGAUCCCACCUUUCUAAAGCUGUGGGAUUUUAGUAGAAGUCCAGAAGUUUGUCUGUUGAUUUCAGUAAGGAUGUACCUGGAGGGGGAAAAAAAGUAUCAUUGAGCAGCUGAAUCCUUUCUAUUACCAGGUUAGGAUAUCUAAAUGUGGGCUUCGUUUGCUUUUCUCUUUUCCUCAAAAUUAAUGAUUUCUUUUAAGUUUAUUGUUUGGAGUUUUGCUUGCUUCAUUUCUAAACAGGCAAAGUGUGUCUGAUGUUGUGGUACACAUUACAUAGAUACUGCUGAGAGUUAAUCCAGCGGGGAGGUGGGAUGGAGAGGGUAGUGCUGGAAGCCUUUGUGACAGAAACAAAAGCACUAAGUUGUUUCGAGAGAGAUUUUCCCUGCUAGAAGGAGCGCUGCAGAACGCCUGUCCAGCUUUGGGUAACAAAAGUACCCUUGAAAGUGAAAGCAAACAGACGCUGCAAGCGGGGAGGGGAAAAGGCGAGGUUCAAACGGCGGAGCGGCCACGCAGGCGGGUUUGUGUCGCCGGGCUUCGGGAGGGAUUCCUGCCCCGGCAGGACCGAGCCGCGCUCGGCCGAGCCGGGCUCCGGGAGCCACCGCAGCGCCCGGCCCGCGGGGCUGCGCUGGGCUGGGCUGGGCUGGGCUGGGCUGAGCUGAGCUGAGCUGAGCUAGGCUGAGCUGAGCUAGGCUGAGCUGGGCUGAGCUAGGCUGAGCUGGGCUGGCAGCCUCGGGGGACCAGCGUGAAGGAAGGAAGGAAGGGAGGAAGGAAGCGGAUCACAGCGUCUGAAGUCUGAGAAGUGACAGCGUUUUGCACUGGAGGCAGCUGUGUGAGGUUACCUGAGGACAGUGUCUGGCUCUGCUGGCUGAUUGCUUGGAGCAUUAAAAAAAAAAAAAAAAAAAUCAUCCAGUUAAUGGGGGCACCUCCUAAACAAACCAGAUAUCCCUUUCACCAUGCAGUCCCUGUUGAGAAGAGUAUAAUUUUGCAUUAACUACACUGGAUAAGUAAGAAUUUGUUAUGUUCUGACUUUAUCCAGGAAAUUCCCUUUUAACCCAAUUGUCCCUAUUAAGUGUGUCAGCUCUUCUUUCAAAAGCUCUGCUCUGCAAAGGCAAAUUAGUAUAUUAAUGUGGAAGUACGUAAUUUUAAGACAACAAAAGACUGGGAAGCCCUUAUCCAUUUUUUCAGAAAAAGUUCUUUAUUUCAAAAUAUUGCAACAAACUCUGCUUGCUUACAGUUAUUUAUAACAAUUAAAUUUAAUUCUGUUCAUGUUUAUUUUUCACUUUUAAAACCUUAACAGCAGAAUUAUGCUUGCUACUUUCAUUUUCUUUAAUCUACCUUAAUUUUGUUUAGACUUGAUUUAAAGUUUCAUUUUCAGAUUCUCAUCUAAAUAUUGAAAAUCUAGCCUGAAAGUAUCUCCUAAGAGUGAUCUACUAUUCUUUGCCCUCCUCUUAAAUUAUGCAUAACGUAAACUUGACAAUAGCUAGGUUUAAUUCUGAAACGAUUUAUUUAUGUCAGUGUAAUUCAAAGCCUAAGGGAAAACAGUUAAUCUUAUGUACAAUUAGCAUGUAGCUCUGUUUAGCUGAAGUUCAGGGUAUUUCCCUCACAAGUCAGAAUCAGGGAACAGGUCCACUGUGUCUUCUUCUGAGACCUGUGUGAGCUGUUGGCUACUUAAAAGCAUCCAGGUUGGGGCUCUACCCAGGCUCUUGGAAGUUCUCCUGUUUCCAAGGCACUUGUGUAGCACAAAGACUUCAAUGAAGAGAGCUUUCUGGACACUUCUGGUGACAUAGAGAUUGAAAACUUCGGGGGUCUAGAACUGAAGCAGUGGUUGGCAGUUUUCCUCAACUUUGCGAGAGAGAGAGAGAUUUGGUUGGAAUGAAACCUUCCUCUGCGUACAGCCUGCUUGGGAUGCAGCACUGAAAGAUCACUCACAAUCAGUUUGUGGCCUUUCUCUGAAGGAACCUUUCCUUGUCUCUUGUACACAGCCUCUCUCUGUUCCCUGCCCCAAUGAACGUCUGCACUAGGUCCAAGGCUUGGAGUAAUUUACCUGAAGAGUGAUACCAUUUGGAAACCACUGAAGAAACCCAAGACAGCUGAAAACCAGAAGGCGUCUGAGGAGAAUGAGAUUACUCAGACGAGUGCAUGCAGCGCCAAGCCGGGCCUUCCCUGCCUGAACCUUGAAGCUGUUCCUCCUGUGAGCCCGGCCCUCAUCCACUCUCCACAUUCACCAACAAAUCUGCACGCACACACAGGGUCAUCUGAUUGUAACAUCAGUUGCAAGGGGAUGACAGAGCGCAUUCAUAGCAUCAACCUUCACAACUUCAGCAAUUCUGUGCUCGAGACCCUCAACGAGCAGCGCAACCGUGGCCACUUCUGUGACGUGACGGUCCGCAUCCACGGGAGCAUGCUGCGCGCCCACCGCUGCGUGCUGGCGGCUGGCAGCCCCUUCUUCCAGGACAAGCUGCUGCUGGGCUACAGCGACAUCGAGAUCCCCUCGGUGGUGUCGGUCCAGUCCGUGCAAAAGCUCAUUGACUUCAUGUACAGCGGGGUGCUGCGGGUCUCACAGUCAGAGGCCCUCCAAAUCCUCACCGCCGCCAGCAUCCUGCAGAUCAAGACUGUGAUUGAUGAGUGCACAAGGAUUGUCUCACAAAAUGUGGGAGAUGUCUACCCGGUGAUUCAGGAUUCUGGCCAAGAGACACCCAGGGGAACACCUGAAUCAGGCACCUCGGGGCAGAGCACUGACACAGAGUCUGGCUACCUGCAGAGCCAUUCACAGCACAGUGUGGACAGGAUCUAUUCAGCCCUCUAUGCCUGUUCCAUGCAAAAUGGCAGUGGGGAGCGCUCCUUUUACAGUGGAGCUGUGGUCAGCCACCAUGAGACAGCCCUGGGACUCCCCAGGGACCAUCACAUAGAAGACCCCAGCUGGAUUACCCGGAUCCACGAACGGUCGCAGCAGAUGGAGCGGUACCUCUCCACCACUCCAGAGACCACACACUGCCGGAAGCAACCCCGCCCUGUCCGAAUCCAAACCCUGAUGGGCAACAUCCAUAUUAAACAGGAGAUGGAGGAUGACUAUGACUACUACGGCCAACAGAGGGUGCAGAUCCUUGAGCGCAACGAGUCUGAGGAAUGCACUGAGGACACCGACCAAGCAGAAGGCACUGAGAGCGAGCCCAAAGGGGAGAGUUUUGACUCGGGUGUCAGUUCCUCCAUUGGCACCGAGCCUGAUUCUAUGGAGCAGCAGUUUAUGGCUGGCCUGGGCCGGGAUGGGCAGCAAGAACCUUCUCAAACAGAUCAAAAUGAUGUCCCUGCUGACGGCACUCAGCCGCAGCAGCAGCAGCAACAUGUAGAUGCCAACUCUUCCUCACCAGAGAGAAGCAAUGACGUUGAAAUGGACAGCAAAGUGCUCACAGUCAAUAACAGCACCGAAAAGGGGGCUUUGCAGCCUUCUGUCAACACAUCUGUUGCCCAACCAUUGCCAACCACACAGAUCUACUUACGCCAGACAGAAACCCUCACCAGCAAUCUGAGGAUGCCACUGACUCUGACCAGCAACACUCAGGUCAUUGGCACAGCUGGCAACACCUACCUGCCUGCCCUUUUCACCACGCAGUCUGCUGGCAGCGGCCCUAAGCCUUUUCUCUUCAGCCUGCCCCAGCCUUUAGCUGGCCAACAGACACAGUUUGUGACAGUGUCCCAGCCCGGCCUGUCAACCUUUACUGCCCAGCUGCCAGCCCCACAGCCCCUGGCCCAGUCUGCGGGCCACAGCACAGGGGGUGGGCAAGGCGAAAAAAAGCCUUACGAGUGCACUCUCUGUAACAAGACUUUCACCGCCAAACAGAACUACGUCAAGCACAUGUUUGUACACACAGGAGAGAAGCCACACCAAUGCAGCAUCUGUUGGCGCUCCUUCUCUUUAAAGGAUUACCUAAUCAAACACAUGGUGACACACACUGGCGUGAGGGCCUACCAGUGCAGUAUCUGCAACAAGCGCUUCACCCAGAAGAGCUCCCUUAACGUGCACAUGCGUCUCCACCGCGGGGAGAAGUCCUACGAGUGCUACAUCUGCAAGAAGAAGUUCUCCCACAAGACCCUGCUGGAGAGGCAUGUGGCUCUGCACAGUGCCACCAACGGCACGCCCGGAGCCACCGGCGCCGGCGCGAGGGCUGUCCCCGCCGGCGUGGUGGCCUGCACGGAGGGGACCACGUACGUCUGCUCUGUCUGUCCAGCUAAGUUUGACCAAAUUGAGCAUUUCAACGACCACAUGAGGAUGCAUGUGUCAGACGGAUAAGUAGAAUCUCUCUCUCUCUCUUUGUUAUGAACAACAAAAAUAGAAACAACAAAAAAAGCUAUGGCACUAGAAUUUAAGAAAUUAUUUUUGUUUCGUUUUUACCUUUUAUUUUCCUCCUUUUUUUGGGUUCAUUUCAUUUUGUUGGUUUUUGUACUACAUGAAGAACUGUUUUUUGCCUGCUGGUACAUUACAUUUCCGGAGGCUGGGUGAAUAAUAAUUUUCCCAACCUCCCUCGGAUGGUGGCCUUAAGGCCAGGUAGUGCUUCAUGAGCUCCACUGGUUGGAUCUCUAGCUACUGGCCUCUAAAUACAACCCUUCUUUACUACAAAAAGCAAACAACAAAAAAAAAAUCACAAAAAAAAAAUUAAAAAAACAGACAGAAAAAUCAUUAAAAAAAAAUC
Molecule: messenger RNA, 14081 nt
Organism: Prinia subflava (tawny-flanked prinia)
Lineage: Eukaryota; Metazoa; Chordata; Aves; Passeriformes; Cisticolidae
Product: zinc finger and BTB domain-containing protein 20
Exons: 8
Coding region: 11675-13681 (668 amino acids)
Biological process (GO): regulation of transcription by RNA polymerase II
Molecular function (GO): DNA-binding transcription factor activity, RNA polymerase II-specific; protein binding; RNA polymerase II cis-regulatory region sequence-specific DNA binding
Source: RefSeq, a predicted model, not a curated record